CGCUUGCCAAUCUCCUUUUUACCACGGAGGCACGCAGACUCAGUCGUCUCUGUUCUCUUUAUAACUGACGAUUCAUUUCUCUCAUCUGAGUUCUGAUCUCUGAUCUUUGAUUUCUGAAACGAAGGUCGGCAUUGCAGAUUUCUGUCCAAUCUCUCCCGAUCUACGAGCUUAAUCGCUUGCGAAAAUCCUUCGGCUUCAAUUUUAUAUCGCCGACCAGCUCCGAGUUGCAUUUCUUGAUCCACUUUUUCAUAUCGAUUGGUCUUGAUUUUCUUCUCUGAGGUAGAGAAGACAACAUGGAUAAUUUGAUCUCUUUGGUGAACAAGUUGCAGAGGGCUUGUACUGCUCUAGGUGACCAUGGAGAAGAGAGCGCAUUGCCGACCUUGUGGGAUUCUUUACCAGCGAUCGCUGUCGUCGGUGGACAGAGUUCAGGGAAAUCUUCAGUCUUGGAAAGUGUUGUGGGAAAGGACUUCUUGCCUCGUGGAUCUGGUAUUGUUACUCGGCGUCCACUUGUGUUACAGCUUCAGAGGAUUGAUGAAGGAAGAGAGUAUGCAGAAUUCCUUCACCUCCCAAGAAAGAGGUUCACCGAUUUUGCUGCUGUGAGGAAGGAGAUCUCAGAUGAGACUGAUAGAGAGACGGGACGCUCGAAACAAAUAUCCACUGUUCCUAUUCAUCUUAGUAUCUAUUCUCCUAAUGUUGUAAACUUGACGUUGAUUGACCUUCCUGGACUUACAAAAGUAGCUGUUGAGGGUCAACCUGAUAGUAUUGUGCAUGACAUUGAGAAUAUGGUUCGCUCCUAUAUUGAAAAGCCCAAUUGUAUAAUUCUUGCAAUUUCACCUGCCAAUCAAGAUCUUGCUACUUCUGAUGCAAUUAAGAUCUCCCGUGAGGUAGACCCUAAAGGAGAGAGGACAAUUGGUGUCUUAACCAAGAUUGAUCUUAUGGACAAGGGUACAAAUGCAGUUGAUAUAUUGGAAGGCAAAUCAUAUAAGUUACAGUUUCCUUGGAUUGGUGUUGUUAAUCGUUCUCAAGCUGAUAUUAAUAAAAGUGUUGACAUGAUUGCUGCUCGGCGUAGAGAGCGUGAGUAUUUUGCAACUAGCCCAGAGUACAAGCAUCUUGCUCAAAGAAUGGGCUCCGAGCAUCUUGGAAAGAUGCUUUCCAAGCAUUUGGAAACUGUUAUCAGGUCUCGAAUCCCGGGCAUCCAGUCCCUUAUUAGCAAAAGCAUUGUUGACCUAGAAGCAGAGUUGAGCCGUCUUGGGAAGCCUAUUGCUUCUGAUGCUGGAGGAAAAUUAUACAUGAUCAUGGAGAUCUGUCGUGUUUUUGACCAAAUAUAUAAAGAGCAUCUAGAUGGCGUGCGCCCAGGUGGUGAUAAAAUCUACAAUGUGUUUGAUAAUCAACUUCCUGCAGCUUUAAAAAGGUUGCAAUUUGACAAGCAACUUGCUAUGGAGAAUGUAAGAAAACUAAUUACUGAAGCUGAUGGGUACCAGCCUCACUUGAUAGCUCCAGAACAAGGAUACCGCCGCCUCAUUGAAUCUUCUUUAGUCACCAUAAGGGGUCCUGCAGAGGCAGCUGUUGAUGCGGUCCAUUCUAUACUGAAGGAGUUGGUUCACAAGGCUAUUGGCGAAACUAUGGAGCUAAGGCAGUAUCCCACUCUUAGAGUGGAGGUUGGAAAUGCAGCAUGCGAAUCAUUAGAUAGGAUGAAGGAAGAAAGCAAGAAAGCAACCCUCAAACUAGUUGACAUGGAAAGUAGUUACCUGACAGUUGAUUUCUUCCGGAAGCUUCCUCAGGAUGUUGAGAAGGGGGGGAACCCAACACAUUCAAUUUUUGAUAGAUAUAAUGAUUCAUACCUCAGGCGAAUAGGAACAACCGUCCUGUCCUAUGUCAACAUGGUCUGUGGAAGUCUGCGGAACUCUAUUCCAAAAUCUGUUGUAUAUUGUCAAGUGCGAGAGGCCAAACGUUCACUACUUGAUCAUUUCUAUGUGGAGUUGGGUAAAAAGGAGUCAAAACAUCUUGCUUCCUUGUUGGAUGAGGAUCCAGCCGUCAUGGAGAGGCGGACUUCCCUUGCUAAGAGGCUAGAGUUAUACCGAAGUGCCCAAGCAGAGAUUGAUGCAGUUGCUUGGGCUAAAUAGAAAGAUUCUUCUUCUAGUGAUAAAAAUUCCUACGCUGUCGAUUUUCCACACCCUCUCACUCUUUCUCCUUCCUGACCAUGUGGACUCCUUAUUGACAAAUCUGCUCCUUGUGCCACCCAUUGGUGUGGCUUGGGAAAUGCUCCCCACACUCGCAGUUUUGUUAGUUUCUAAUCAUUUUUCCAUAUCAUUUGAAUUUGUAGAGUUGGGACCGAUUCAUUCAUUCGUGUUGAGGGAUUGAGGGGUUUACGUAACUUAUUAACAUGUGGGUUAGAAAUGCAUAUUAGAGGCUCUUCAUAUUCUUUUGCCUCUUGUCAUCUUCGAACAUACACUCUUUUUUGGUUAUAUAUAUUAAAGGCUAAUUGUUAUUGUUA
Messenger RNA from Macadamia integrifolia, 2494 nucleotides. Its product is annotated as dynamin-related protein 5A. The transcript is spliced from 16 exons. The record is from RefSeq and is a predicted model, not a curated record. The coding region runs from base 294 to 2123 and encodes 609 amino acids. Gene Ontology annotation, cellular component: microtubule; cytoplasm; membrane. Gene Ontology annotation, molecular function: microtubule binding; GTPase activity; GTP binding. NCBI's taxonomy places the organism in Eukaryota, Viridiplantae, Streptophyta, Magnoliopsida, Proteales, Proteaceae.